This is a messenger RNA of Drosophila willistoni, 2013 nucleotides long. RefSeq lists its product as uncharacterized. Lineage: Eukaryota; Metazoa; Arthropoda; Insecta; Diptera; Drosophilidae. The record is from RefSeq and is a predicted model, not a curated record. Gene Ontology annotation, molecular function: protein binding. The coding region runs from base 114 to 1925 and encodes 603 amino acids. The transcript is spliced from 4 exons.
GCUCACUAUACAUCAGCGUGUUGGGGAAUAACCAUUUUUUGCCAAUGUGUAGACAAAUUGAAAAGAGAACUUCCCCUUGAAUUUUGGGAUCACUAUAAAAGUGCGGGACAACCAUGAAAAAAGUCUUAUUAACUAAAACCCAGCAAAUAGAACGUUUACCAACGUCUAUUAGGGGGAGUGUUGUUGUGAAUGGCAGUACUAAUGCCAGCUUUGGUAGUGGUGGUGGUGGUGGAGGUGAUACAAGAAACACGAGCGUAAUAAUGUCACCAAAGGUUCUGACCGUGCCAGUUGUUCGAGUGAUAUCAAAGAGCAAUAGUACAUCGGUAGUGACAAAUACGUAUACGCAACGUAAGUGCUAUCAGGCUGUGUUCGAGGACAUUUUUAAAAGUUUAAUGCAAAUACCUGACAAGCAACUACAUCAGCGAGUAAUUGACGCGAUCAACAGUGUGGGAGUGUCUAAAAGUGCGAGUAAUGCGAGUGAUGAUAAGACAAACGUUAUCUCUAAUCAAAAUAAAAUGUGUUCCUGUGGCUCGACGUCGUCAUCAACAACAAUAACAACAACAGCUCCAGUGAAAGUAAAUGUGUCAACACAAACAGAUUUCACAGAAUUUCCCAAAACAGAACCUAUUACCAGCAAUAUACCACCAGUAUCCAAUAAAACUGAGUUACCAGUUACCAAUAUUGUACUUAAAAGUGAAGCAACCUUGAGAAAAUCAUCGAUAUCGAGUGACAGUGGCAUGGCACAAGCACCGACGUCUCCUAACAAGGCAACUGCCACAACGGCAACUGGAAAAAUUCCAAAAAAACGUGGAAGGAAACGCAAUACAUGCGUUCCAAAAGUAGUCAAAAGAUCCUCUGCUGAAAUGGCGCUACAGGAGCGUGAGGAUAAGCAAUUGACGCCCAUUGUGACAAAAAGAAAGAAAUUGGAUACCGCACCAUCACCUACUUUAAGAAAACCUGUGACCAGCAGCUGCUCGUCUACUCCAGAUUGGUCCUUUGAGAAUAUUAAUUUAAAUAAUUUAUCAGAUGAUGUAGAUAAAUAUAUUGAAACAGAUACAAUUGAAAGCAUAUUACGAACUAUGGGGGAGGAAUAUUUAAAAGCUGCAACUAAAUCCCACGAAGGCUUGUUACCCAUACACGAUGCCAUUAUAGUGAAUGAUAUUCAGGUAGUGAGACGUCAGGCAUAUGUCUGGUUAAAAUUGAGGAAGACAGAUUUAAAUCAAUUACUUACUGACGACGAUGAAGAUUGCCUCCAAUUGGCCAUACAAAGUGAUAGUGAUCCAAAAAUAAUGGACAUUAUCUUAAAUUCUGGAAUUUUACCCAAUCACAUUUAUGAGAAUUCAAAUACAGCUCUCCAUUUGGCCGUUAUCAAUAAUAUUCAAUUAAAAUCACUGAAAGCGCUUAUGCAGAAAAUUGAUUUGAAUCUAUUGCUGCAAAUAAAUGAUGAUGGCUAUACGGCACUUCAUAUAGCUGUACGGCAUAAUCAAUAUAAAAUAGCAGAAGUCAUCUUGGAUACCAUUGACCGCAGAGAAUCGAAUGUUGUGUAUGACAGACCAAUUGAGGAAAUAACUGAAAGUCAGAAUGAGUUGAAAAAGUUUUCAAAAUACUAUGAAAAUGCCUGCGAUCGCUUGGAAUUAUAUCAGGAUAAACUAAAACAUAGUCGCUUAAAAAGAGAGGUAAUCAAUGCCAGCGAAUCCCGAGCGGGUAAUCCUCCACUUUUCUAUGCCAUCGAAGGGGAAUGGGAACAUCUUUGCUAUUUCCUGCUCGCACAUUUGGCCGAUCCCGAAGAGGAGAACUUAAGCGGGAAUUCACCAAAAUCAUUUCACUACGAAUACACACGAAGUUUGCGUAUCAGUCUGAAAGUGGGGCGCAUUAUGGAUAAAGUUACAAAUAUUUUAAAUAAUGCUCCUCCAACAAGUAGUUAGGGUAUUCCUCCAUUUGUUAGAUCGCAAGAGUUUUGUUUUGUUAAACGAUUAAAUAUUUGGUGGGAAUACCCAAAAUAAUAUUGAAAUU